This is a messenger RNA of Juglans regia (Persian walnut), 1758 nucleotides long. RefSeq names its product probable flavin-containing monooxygenase 1. NCBI's taxonomy places the organism in Eukaryota, Viridiplantae, Streptophyta, Magnoliopsida, Fagales, Juglandaceae. The transcript has 5 exons. The record is from RefSeq and is a predicted model, not a curated record. The coding region runs from base 31 to 1596 and encodes 521 amino acids. Gene Ontology annotation, molecular function: N,N-dimethylaniline monooxygenase activity; NADP binding; flavin adenine dinucleotide binding.
CAUACAUUUGAUCAAGUUAUAAUUAGUAUUAUGGCUCCCGUAGUCUCAAAAAUUGCCAUAAUCGGAGCUGGUGUUAGCGGCUUAGCAGCUGCUAAACAAGUUUCCCGCCACAACCCCAUUGUUUUCGAAGCCUCAGACUCCAUUGGAGGGGUCUGGAGACAUUGUUCUUACAGUUCCACAAAGCUUCAGUCCCGUCACUGUGAUUAUGAGUUUUCCGACUUCCCUUGGCCGGAAAGGAAUAACGCCAGUUUCCCAUCUCAUACUGAGAUUAUAGAAUAUUUGGACUCCUAUGCUGAGCACUUUGAUUUGCUCAAGUUUGUGAGGUUCAACUCAAAGGUGGUGGAGAUCAAGUUUGUUGGUUCUGAUCACGACUCCCCGGCGGAAGCCGCCACCGAUUUCAUGAGUAAGAAACCGGGCAGCCUUUUGCCAGGACACCCUGUUUGGGAGGUUGCUGUGCAAACCAACCAUUCAAAAGACGUUCAGUGGUACGCCUUCGAGUUCAUUGUGGUUUGCAUUGGAAAGUAUGGGGAUAUACCUAAAAUCCCAGAAUUUCCACACAACAAAGGCCCUGAGCUAUUCCAGGGCCGGGUAUUGCAUUCCAUUGAUUACUGCAAACUUGACAAGGAAUCUACAUCAACUCUGUUAGGAGGGAAGAAGGUUGCAGUCAUUGGCUACAAGAAAUCAGCUAUUGAUCUAGCACUUGAGUGCGCAGAGGCGAACCAAGGACCGGAAGGACAACCAUGUACCUUGGUCGUAAGGACUUUGCACUGGACAAUUCCCGAUUACUGGGUUUGGGGUUUGCCAUUUUUCUUGUUCUACUCAACAAGAUCUUCUCAGUUUCUCCAUGAAAGACCUAACCAAAGCAUUCUCAGAACCCUUCUUUGCCUUCUUUUUUCUCCAAUGAGGCGUGGAGUUUCGAAGUUCAUCGAGUCUUAUCUGCUGUGGAAACUUCCACUGCAGAAGUAUGGACUAAAACCAGACCACCCUUUCGAGGAAGACUAUGCAUCUUGUCAGAUGGCUAUCAUGCCAGAGAAUUUCUUCUCUGAGGCUGAUAAGGGAAAAAUUAUCAUAAAAAAAGCCUCAAAGUGGUGGUUCUCCAAGGAAGGAAUUGAAUUCGAUGAUAACACUAAAGUGGAGGCUGAUGUUGUUGUUCUUGCAACUGGUUAUGACGGCAAGAAAAAGCUCAAAGCCAUCUUACCUGAGCCUUUCCGUAGUUUGCUAGAAUAUCCUUCUGGCGUCAUGCCCUUAUACAGGGGCACAAUCCAUCCAUUGAUUCCAAACAUGGCUUUUGUUGGUUACCUUGAGAGUGUUGCAAACCUUCACUCCUCGGAGCUGCGCUCCAUAUGGCUAGGCCGCCUUUUGGAUAACAAAUUUAAGCUUCCUAGUGUGGAAGAGAUGAUAGAACAGACAAACAAAGAGAUAGACAUCUCAAAGAAGACAACCAGGUUCUAUAAGAGGCACUGUAUUUCUACCUUUAGCAUCAAUCACAGCGAUGAAAUCUGCCAGGAAAUGGGAUGGAACUCUUGGAGGAAGAAAAGCUGGUUUUCAGAAGCAUUUAGCCCCUAUGGCAGUCAAGACUACAACAAGGAGAACUGAAGCAUUACUAGCACUACUGAUGAAAUACAUUAUAAUUACCCUUCAUUAAUAACUUCUAUCCGAGAAUUAAGUUUCUAGCUAGUGUGCUUUUAUCUUGUCAUCAUGAUCAAAGUAAAAGCCAUUUGAAGAUCAAUAUCUAUAUAUUAAUAAUGUAAAGUAGUA